Molecule: messenger RNA, 1816 nt
Organism: Linum tenue
Lineage: Eukaryota; Viridiplantae; Streptophyta; Magnoliopsida; Malpighiales; Linaceae
Source: the annotation of a GenBank genome assembly
GAUAGACAUAUAAGACGGAAACCGAAUUUCAAGAAAAGACGCCUAACCAGGACACCGAACCUCUCCUCCUCUCCUCGCAACUUGAAAGAGCAAGAGAAAAAGUAAUUAAAUAAAACAAAAAAUUCGUCCUCGCUAUCUAUCAUAACUUCCGCCAACCAUUCAGACGAUCUUUCAAAUUCUGCCUGCUCGGUUCCGUUACGGCUUGGAGUUCUUUUCUUUAAGCGUCUUUCCUCUGCCCUUCUAUUCGUACGCGUCGGAUACACAGAAAAGGCUUUCCCCUUUUCGCCAUUCUGGAUUUGGGAUCUUUCCUCUUGCAUGCUUCGCACGUCAGAGGCUUUCCUCUUCCUAGUGGUUUUCCUGUUUUGGGGCAAGAAAAGAAGACGGAGGUUUUGUGCCUGACUAUAUCUGUGGGUUACUGCUUACUGGAUAGCUGAAGUUAUGAUUGUUCAGGAACAAGAUCCUGAUGUUGUUCGGUGGGGUCUUCACAAUCUGAUCGACGUCUGUUCAAUUCGCAAUAAUGGUUCAUGUAGUGGUGUUACUCAGUACGAAGCAGACCAAAGCCAAGUAGGUUACGUAAGGGAGGGCUAUAACGAACCAGUAUAUAGCAACAAUUUAGAGAGCGAUGCAGUUAUUGCACGUGCUCUGCAGGAAGAGUUUUCUCGCAUAGCUGCUGCUGAAGCAUCUGGUCGACUUGGCAAUGGAGAAGAGUCCAUUGUUUCACAGAACUGGUUUAGUCCUUCAGGAAUUGAUCAUGAGAAUGGCCAGAGAAUGGGAGAUAAUGAUAACAUCAGAAAUAGGGUUCCCCACUGUACACAAAACGAAGCAGAUGGCUUUAGUGAUAAGAGAGUAGAAGACAGUGAUGAAGGGCAAAUAUCAGUUUCUUCGUCUUUCCAUGAAGCAAAACGUCCUAGCGUGGAAGACAUGCCAUUUGAUUUAAACAUAGCGGAUGAGUAUGAUGAGUAUGCUAUUGAUGGUGAAGUGGGCAAAAGAUUCAAUGAGAAGAUGGUUCCUGUUCCUCAUUUACCUAAGAUUAAUGGAGAAAUACCAACGCAGGAUGAAGAGGUUUCAGAUCACCAAAGACUCCUAGACAGGUUGAAGGUAUAUUUUCUCGUUGAGAAUAAGGUUCAGGGAGACGGUAACUGUCAGUUUCGUGCUUUAUCAGAUCAACUUUAUCGUUCUACUGAGUACCACAAAGUUGUCAGGCACCGAGUGGUUGAUCAGCUGAGGUCUUGUUCAGAAAUGUACGAGGGGUAUGUUCCUAUGGCUUACAGCGACUAUCUGAAGAACAUGUGCAAGCCUGGUGAAUGGGGUGAUCAUGUCACACUGCAAGCUGCUGCAGAUUCAUAUGGAGUGAAGAUAUUUGUGCUUACAUCGUUCAAGGACACAUGUUAUAUUGAGAUCACACCCCAUGUCGAGAAGUCCAAACGCAUUAUAUUCUUGAGCUUCUGGGCAGAGGUGCAUUAUAACUCAAUAUACCCUGAAGGAGAGUUGUUCUUGGCCGAGGAAAAGAAGAAGAAGAAAUGGUGGAAGCAGCUACUCUCCAAUUAGCAAUGGCCAAUGGGAAAUGAAGCAGGCUACCUUCCUCAUAGGGGCAUAAACAGAAUGUUGCUACCGUUGGUUUUCGACAGAUCCUUGAUAAUCUUCCAUUGUAUAUGAUAAAAGAAAAACUUGCUCUCUUCUCAUCUCCCUACAGGAGAGUCCCUCCCAAUUUUGUCCAUAUAUCGACUAACUAAUCAAUUACAUUUCAUUCUUUCAUCUGGAUUGCACUGUAAAUAUUAACAGCCCAUCGGCCUUAUAGUCAUUAUUAGUAUAUAAC